Thermothielavioides terrestris NRRL 8126 is the source of this 2753-nucleotide messenger RNA. RefSeq lists its product as uncharacterized. NCBI's taxonomy places the organism in Eukaryota, Fungi, Ascomycota, Sordariomycetes, Sordariales, Chaetomiaceae. The coding region runs from base 1095 to 2405 and encodes 436 amino acids. Gene Ontology annotation, molecular function: acetyltransferase activity. The transcript has a single exon. The record is from RefSeq and is a predicted model, not a curated record.
CUUGAAUCCCUGCCCGGCUACUGGGGCCUGUGCGGCGGCCGGGUUUUCACCGUUGUCUGCGGUCUCUGUUUUUCGACGCCAUAUCGGCUCCGCGCUUUGCGGGCAGGAAGGGCAGGUCAGAUUUGGGACGCGCCUCGCAGAGGCGAUCGCGAAUGGACAUGGCUGCGUUCACGGCCUUGAACGGCGGCUCGCCAAAAUCAGCAGAGGGAACCAACGGGAUAGCAGACGUGGAACGCGGGAGUCAGCAACCCGCCAGUGCAGAGCCCAAACCGGCUGAAGCGUACCAAAGCCAAAGGGAUCGCGAGAGUCGAGAAGUUCAGGAAACCAGAGGCAGUACGAACCAUGAGAGGACCCCGCUUCCCGGCGCUUCCUCCUUCUCUGAGGCUGAAGGGUCACACAAGCGCAAGCGGUCCAUCUCGGACUCGCCGCGGAGAGAGCGCCCUCCAUCGCCCCCUGCGAUGACGGAGAGGACGGAAAGGAUGGAAAGGACGGAACGGCUAGAGCGGGCAGAAAGGGCAGAGCAGCGUGAACCUGGUCGGCGUCAUUCGGAGUCGCGCGAGAGGCAGAGCACGCCUCCGAGAGAGACUUACCGCGGAGGGCAUGGCGAUGAAGCGCGGGACGGUGGCGAGCAUUGGCGCGCCCAGCAAGCCAGGGAAGAACGCACCUCGAGCUACGAAGCCCCCUACUCGGCUGGUCCGGUGUCAGCACAGUCAGAAGAGGCGGUGGGCGAGUUGCUACGCAGGGCCACGAGCCAGGGUGAAGGGGACCAGAGCCCGGAUGGCGACGACGGCGCCGCGUACUCUGGCCAGUACACACCUGAACCCCGCAGGGACGGCGUCAUCCAGUCGGACCCCAAGAAGAGAAAGCGCAACUUCAGUAACCGGACCAAGACGGGCUGUCUGACAUGCAGGAAGCGCAAAAAGAAAUGCGACGAGCGAAAACCCGAGUGUGAGUGUUUUUUUUUCCUUCCCCCCAGCCACUUCCCUGCCAUAUUGUUUUGCGUAUCCUCGCAUCUGCGACGCGCUUGUUUACACGCAUGGCCUGCUUUUGCGGCCGCAUCUGGCCCAUUCUGGCGGCUGACAACCUGGGUAGGCAUGAACUGCUACAAGGGCGGUUUUGUUUGUGCCGGUUACCCCCCACAGAGGGGCGCCUGGGCCAACAAGCCUGAGAGCAAGCCGGCGCAGGUCAACAUUGAGUCGAAGGAUCCGAACUACGUGCCUCCUGGGGCAUAUGGGAUGCCCCAACAACCCACCCCAUAUAGCAGCGGCAGCAGCGGUAGCCAACAAGCGCCUCUGCCUGGGCAGCAGCCAAAGCGCGACUCGUUGCCAUAUAACCGCGGCCAGCCCACGCUCCGGAUCACGCCGCCCCAAGGUCGCCCAUUGCAGUCGGACGACGACAGGUUGACGGCGUCGACAAUGCAGAGCUCAUCUGUCAUCAGCCCCGACAACAAGCUGUCGGCUCUCUCCGGGUACACGACGUCGGCGUCGGCCAAUGUAUUCCCGACCCCCGUCAGCGCUGCCGUUUCGGCCUUCUCGGAUCGGACGCCCAAGGAGUACCAGCGCGUGCCGCCGCUUCACGAUCUCACGCGGACGGACCCAGAUCACCAGCAACUGCCGCCACCGCCGCCUCCGCCACAGAGCACCACACUGACCCAACCCCCGUAUAGCAGUGCCCUGCGUGGCGGCAGGACGUCGACCCCUCCGGCGCCGCCGUCCACUAUGCCGUCUCAGACGCCGUCCGGCGGUGUGCAGGCAACAGCCCAGCUCGCGCUGUCGCACACUCAGUUCCCUUCGGACCGGCCGCGGCGUCAGAAGGAGGAGAUGCUGAACGGGAGGCCUUACUAUCCCUUCGAUAAGGAGCUCGUGCUCGAGCGGGAACGGUGCAACGCGGCCUGCUGGCGGUUCAACAACUCGACCAAUCCCAACCUGGGCGUCUCCCCGAGCGAGCGCGCACGGAUGUUCCGCGACAUCCUGCACCCGCGCGAGGGCGUCCAGCUGUCGCCGACGAUGGUGUCGCCCGUGACCCACACGGGCCGCGUCGGCGACGGCGUCACGGUCGAGGCGCCCUUCAACUGCGACUACGGCUACAACAUCCACAUCGGCAACAACGUCUCGAUCGGCCGCAACUGCCUCAUCAACGACGUCUGCGAGGUCCGCAUCGGCAACAACGUCGUCAUCAGCCCCAACGUGUGCAUCUACGCGGGCACCUGCAGCACCAACCCGUACCGGCGCAAGGACAGGCAGCAGUACGGCAAGCCCGUCAUCAUCGAGGAUGACGUCUGGAUCGCCGCCAACGUGGUCAUCCUCCCGGGCGUCCGGAUCGGCAAGGGCUCGACCGUCGGCGCGGGGUCGGUCGUCACGAGGGUGAGUUUUGAUCUUCUAUUUUUUUCUUUUCUGGUCGUUUGAGAGCGCAGCUGACGGCUUCGAUGCAGGACGUUGCCACCUGGAGUGUCUACAUGGGCCUCAAGGCCGGCCACCGCAGGGGUAUUGCCCUGCUUCCCAAUUCCUGAUGCAUGCCUUCUUGGGUGAUGAGGGGAACUGGGGGUUCUGAGUAUCGUAAUGAAUGGCCUUUUAUUUUUAUUCCUAUUCUUAUUUUUUUCUCUCCCGUCAUCCCUCAUCUCUCCUGUUAUGUAGUGUUGUCCUCGCUGUUGGGUCUAGGGCUGGUUUCCCCUCCACUUUUAGUUUUCCUUUGGUCGUCGCGGCUGGUACAAGGUUUCUUUGGCUGAUGAGUGUUGUCCCGCCCCCCGUAUGAUA